This is a messenger RNA of Drosophila serrata, 1468 nucleotides long. RefSeq names its product sin3 histone deacetylase corepressor complex component SDS3. The record is from RefSeq and is a predicted model, not a curated record. Lineage: Eukaryota; Metazoa; Arthropoda; Insecta; Diptera; Drosophilidae.
UUUGCCCAAUGCGGGCACACUGGCGAGUAUCUGUGUGCGUGUGUAUUCAUCAGCCAUCGCGAAGAAAAUAAACAAUUGCCACAAAAUAAUUUGGACUCCUGGCCCUUCCCAUCACUGCAAAUUAUGUCCGCCUAUUACAGCCUGUACACGGGAGACAAUUACGACGACGAGUCGAUCGGGGACGAGCGCAGCGAGGAAGACACGGACGAUGCCAGCGAGACGGAGUUCCGCAGCCCCAACCGUUAUGGCGGCACCAAUGGCACCGCCAACAGCAACAACAUAGGCAGCAACAGCGAACUAAAGGAGCAAAUGUAUCAGCACAAAUUGCUCAAUCUGCAGAAACAGAUGGAGGAAUUGAACCAGCUUGUGCAUCCAGAGUACAUAAAGCGUGUGAAGAAGCUGGACAAUCAGCUGAAGGAGCGGCGGCGCCUUAACGAGAUCUACAAGGAUUACAUGCGUGACUGCGUCGAGCGGGACUAUGUGCUAGAGAAGAAGGCCGCCCAGAAGGAGUACGACGAGAAGAUGAUGGACCUGAAGGACAACCUUAUCUCGGACUUUGAGGACCGCAAGCGACAGAUCGAGAACGAGCGCUACAGCCUGGAGCUAACCAACGAUUCCAUGGAAAUCAAGACAACAGUGACGCGCAAGCUGCGACGGCGACCCAACGAGCCGCUGCCGGUUAUCGAAAAGCGUCGCAAGCCUGCCACCGGCCAGCUUCUCGUCUACCAGCUGGACGACAAGGAGAUCGAGUCAGAUCUCAAGAUUAUUCAGCGCGGCAAACCCCUGGCGCCCAAUGCCCUGCAACAGAACGGCCUUGGCUCGUACGGUGGCGUUCAGCAGCAGCAACAGAUGCACAGUUUGCUGGCCGAUUCGCCGGCCCACAAUAGCUAUGUAGAAACGCGCAUCGAGGACAACAAGCUGCUGUACGAGAGGCGAUGGUUCUGUCGGGGCCAGCAGGUUUAUGUUGAAGGCAAGGAUCUGAGCAAGUUUGCCGCCACCAUUACGGCCAUCGGCAACGAAGUGGUCUGGGUGAAGCGCACCAACGAGAGCAAGGUUAAGAUCAACAUGUCCCAUUUGGCCAAGGGGAAAAUAUCGAUUAAGCGUCGAUAGCUGCGUCAGCGGGCCGGGCGCAUUCAUCUCACUCCUGGCCCUGGCUCGUCGUUGGCACGGCCAAGAGACCUUCGGAGCGUCGCCGGCCAUCGGUCCUCUCAAGAUCCCGGGUCCGAGAAAGUAUUUUCGUGAAUAUAGUAAUAGUGACAUCGUAGACGGAGCCUUAGCUUAGGUGUACAUUUUAAUUAAGGGAGGAAGACUCAUUCUGGAGGCCCACAAACCCAAUCUUCGUGCAAAUAAUUAAUAUUGAUCCUAGCACAAUUAUGUGUUUUAACUAGUACACAAAUUUAUUUGUAUUUAUUAUGUUUUAACUCCUAAAUGACUCUCCUCCCUUUAAGGGACACAAUUGUAAAUAAAA